AUGAGUCAGUUCGACAACGACAUUGAGCCAAACAUUAUUGAUGAUAAAAUGGUUCAGAAAGCCAUUGAGGAGCUGUGUCCAGAGGACUUGAAGCUUGCUAGAAGGGAAGCUAUUAACUUUAAGGAUGUCACGGAGCUACAGCUCAGUUUUAGAAAUAUCCUGCAGAUUGAUAGUCUCUGGCAGUUUGAGAAUCUGACUAAACUGCAGCUGGACAACAACAUCAUUGAGAAGAUAGAAGGUCUGGAGAGUCUGGUUCAUCUUGUGUGGCUUGACUUGUCCUUCAACAAUAUUGAGGUAAUCGAGGGCCUGGAUACCCUUGUCAGGCUGCAGGACCUCAGCCUCUCCAACAACAGAAUAUCUAAACUUGAGCACAUGGACACCUUGCAAGAGCUGCAGAUUUUCUCCAUUGGCAAGAAUAACCUGACCACUCUGGAAGAUGUGGUGUAUCUCAGGAGGUUUAAAAGCCUACGCACGCUGAAUCUCAUGGGGAACCCUCUCUGUGAGGAGGAGCGCUACACGCUCUUUGUUGUUGCUCAUCUUCCAGCUCUGGUGUACUUGGACUUCAAGCUCGUGAAUGACAGCACACGAGAAGCUGCACUUCUGAAGUAUCAGCAUCUCACUGAGCUACUGGAACUUGAGGAGGCUGAGGCCCUGGCUCAGCUGAAGGAAGAGCAGGCCAAGCAGAAGGAGCUGGAGCACCACACAGCAGCCUUUGUGGAGCACCUGAAUGGCUCAUUCCUGUUUGAGGAUCUCUAUGCAGACGAUCCAGAAGCUGCCAAACUGGCAUACCUCCCUGGCGUGGGUGACCUGCUGCAGACAUACAGGGAGGAGUUUGUCUUGGUUUGCAAGAACCUGUUUAACUAUGGUCUGCAAGAGCAUGAAAAACGAGAAGCUGAAGUCUCCAGUUUCUGUGAAUGCCUUCAUGAAGCAUUAAUGGCCAACCAGCGAGACAACAGGAAAAUCAUCCUCGACUUUGAGAGCCGCAACAAAAGGAGGCUGGAUGAGAUUCAUAAUGCCAGUAGCUACGAUAUUGCUGAGUCCAAACGAGCCGAGUCCAAGGAGGACAUACUUCAGCUGUCAGAAGCACUCAUGACCUUGGAAAUGCUGAUAACUGACCAGCUGGAGGAACUCAUAAAGGAUUUUAAGAGAAACACUGCUGAUAUAGCAUCAACCUUCAAUGAAAACGUUAAAGGGCUAAUGACCCAGUGCCGGGACCUGGAGAACCGUCACCACGAAAGGCUGCUGGAGAUCUGCAUCACCACACUGGAGAAAUCCGUCAAGGAUGAGCUUGAAGAGGAUUUGCCAGAUGAUGUUCGAACGCUCCUGGUGGACAAAACCACCAUUGUCAAGGCACUCAACGCGUCCCAUGGCAUCCGCCUGCUGAAGAUUAACAAGCGAGAGAGCGACAUCCUCUGCAGCACCUACCGCUGGCAGGCCUCCGUGACAGAGAAGGCUUUCCAAACCGAGAUCGACAGAAACCGAGAGUGCAUCAAAAAGAUCAUUCAGUACAUCGACACUCUGCAGGAGGAGCUGGAGAACAUCACCAUCAUGGAGCCAAUGCAGUAGGUCUGCCACGGGCUGGGGUCACACAGGACAGCCCCCCCAGCAGGGAAGGCUGCCCCUCUGUGCCCAAGCUGCCUGGGACAUUCCAGGCCUGACACGUCCCACCAUAAACUGCAAAUAAAUGAUCCUUUUAGCCUGGAAAAGGAGAUGAAGCUCUGCCUCUUCCAUCAUGUUGGCAUGAAGCCCACACAGACAGAGCUCAGACCUGGUCACAAGGGGUUAUGGAUCAGCUCUGAGCUGAUUGAACCAAAUCAUCAUAGCAUCUCAUGCCUGAAAGCUUUGCUACCUGCAGGCGCAGCAGCAGGAACCUGUGAGCCACCGACACGCAGCAGCAGCCUGGGAGAGGAGAGCUCUCCAUCAAACCACCCCCAGGAUCACAGCAGGUUUCCAGCUCAGCAAGCACAGGGCUGGGGGGUGUGGGGGGCUCUGCAUGCCCGGGAGCCUUGUCUUGUCUUCUCACCGCCUCUCGCCCAAGCAGCUUUCUGCAGCGUGAGCAGAGCAGCCCCCAGCCAGCAGGAAGGGAAAUCGAUGGUUCCACAGGAGCUCACACACCGCCGCGCGCAACAGCCGAGCCAGGACUCAUUAAUUCCCCUCCUUGCUCGGUGACAGCAGCUGCUCUGCCGGCCUGUGGGCAGCUUCUGAGCAGUGCUGGUGGCCAGGGCGGUGCUGCUGGAGGCAGGCAGCAAGGAGAAAGGUGGGAAGGUUAAACGAGAGGGUGGCUGCCAAGGCGUGCCGAGGAGAGCCUGGGUCGCUCCAAAAGCCCCGUGGCUGGCGCUGCUGCCACACACAGCCUGAGCUGCUCCUACCCUGUGCUUGUGGAGAUG
Molecule: messenger RNA, 2387 nt
Organism: Dryobates pubescens (Downy woodpecker)
Lineage: Eukaryota; Metazoa; Chordata; Aves; Piciformes; Picidae
Gene: DRC3
Product: dynein regulatory complex subunit 3
Exons: 12
Coding region: 1-1566 (521 amino acids)
Molecular function (GO): protein binding
Source: RefSeq, a predicted model, not a curated record